AUGUUGAUCCAGCAGGCCUGUUCCCAAGAUACGGUGAUACAUGUGGUGCAAUGGAAGCAGAAGAAUUGUUUCAUCCUCAUCCUCCUCCUCUUGUGUGGCCUCACCCUCCAUGCAGAGUUUACUCGGAGUUCCUCCUUUUCUGGGGUGUAUGGGGGGCCAGGUGGAAAGCGCUUUUCUCAUUCUGGGAACCAACUCGAGGGGCCCAUAACGGCCAUAAGGAUCCGGGUUAACAGUCGGUACAUUGUGGGCUUGCAGGUCCGUUAUGGAAAAGACUGGAGUAACUACCUUGGUGGCAAUUCGGGAGAUUUGGAGGAAAUCUUCUUGUUCCCAGGAGAGUCCGUCAUUCAAGUAUCUGGAAAAUAUAAAACUUAUGUCCAGAAAAUGGUCUUCACCACGAACCGGGGGCGCUACUUUUCUUUCGGCAGGGACGACGGCACCAGUUUCAGUGGGGCACCGCUCUUCCAAAACACCGUCCUGCGUUACUUCAGCGGCCGUUCCGGUUCCGUCAUUGAUGCCAUUGGAUUCCACUGGGAUAAGUAUCCUUGCAGUUGCAGCAAUUGUAGAAAUCAGACGCAGCAACAAGAGGUUGGAGAGAGUGAGCAGAGUAGCGGAAAGCCUCUGCAACCCGAGUAUAAAUGCAACAGUUAUGCAACCAUACCCGAACAACAGACACACGUUUUCCCUGACGUGCAGUGA
Protobothrops mucrosquamatus (brown spotted pit viper) is the source of this 696-nucleotide messenger RNA. It is a transcript of the gene ZG16, whose product is annotated as zymogen granule protein 16. The record is from RefSeq and is a predicted model, not a curated record. NCBI's taxonomy places the organism in Eukaryota, Metazoa, Chordata, Lepidosauria, Squamata, Viperidae. The transcript has 5 exons. Bases 1 to 696 code for a protein of 231 amino acids.